AUGACAAACUUGAAGGAGUUUAUCGACCAGUUUGACAAUGCGCUGAGGAAGAAAAUUGAGAAUAAAAACAAUGCAGACUUCCACACAUUUAGCGUCACCAUUCCCUGUAUAUCUAGAUCUCCAAUUGAAAAGAGAUUUCAAGAGUUGUACACGAAUUCUAAAUUUAGGGAAGUCCAGCAGCAAGUAAUUGGUGUGCUCGAUAUGGAUCCAUGUCUACUCAGUGAGGAUGGUGUAAUGAAAACAUAUCUGGUGGAAGAUGAAGUUCGUGUUGAAGAGUUCACUAAGCUUGUGUGCUAUACAGUUAACUUCAAUGUGGAAGACUGCGAUGGAAAGUGUUCAUGUGGGUUAUUCGAGAUGAGGGGGAUACUGUGUAGACAUAUUUUAGCCAUCUUCAAAGCUAACGGUAUAAAGUUAUUGCCAGACCGGUACAUUUUAGAUCGAUGGAGAAAGGAUAUCAAGAGGAGAUACACGUUAAUCUACAGUAGCUAUGAUGCUAGGGAUCAGAGGCCAGAUGGUUCGAAUGCUGGUUUUACGACACUGGACACAAAUGCUGGUGGUAGUUCAAAACCCGUACUAAGUCCAAAUGUUGUGCGAGGGAAAGGAAGACCUCCAUCUCUGAAGAGAGCAUCCAGGAUGGAGAAAGACAUGCAGAAGGUUAAAGCCAAGCAGAAAAAAGCACCAGUCAAAGGGAAACUACUAGUGCAUUUGGGUUGUCUGUCUGUGUGCGGUGCAGAUCCUGAUGGUAUUAUCUUUGAUCUAGUUUGUUUAGUUGAAGAGUUUGGAAAUUGA
This is a messenger RNA of Juglans regia (Persian walnut), 789 nucleotides long. Its product is annotated as protein FAR1-RELATED SEQUENCE 5-like. The transcript is spliced from 3 exons. Bases 1 to 789 code for a protein of 262 amino acids. The record is from RefSeq and is a predicted model, not a curated record. Lineage: Eukaryota; Viridiplantae; Streptophyta; Magnoliopsida; Fagales; Juglandaceae. Gene Ontology annotation, molecular function: zinc ion binding.